UUUUUCGCCAUUUUGUGCGGUCGGGCGCAUGCCUAUAGGUCAGCCAUCUUCUCUUUGCUUCUUCCUCUUGACUUGACGAACGAGUGGCAUCAUGAAGGCGAAGGGGACGCUGAAGGAGUACAAAAUCAUCGGGCGGCGUCUGCCGUCUGAGCAGAACCCGGUGACUCCAUUGUACCAAAUGAAGAUUUUCGCCCCUGAGGUAGUGGCUGCAAAAUCUAAAUUCUGGUACUAUGCCUCCCUUCUAAAGAAGGUGAAGAAGGCGAAUGGAGAAAUCGUCUCUUGCUCUGAGGUUUUGGAGAAGAAACCCACUCGUAUCAAGAACUUCGGUCUCUGGAUCCGUUAUGACUCUCGCAGUGGUACUCACAACAUGUACCGCGAGUACCGCUCCCUGAGCGUUGCUGAGGCCGUCACUCUGUGCUACCGCGACAUGGCUGCUCGUCACCGUGCCCGUGCUAACUCAGUACAGAUCAUGCGUGUUGAGGUGGUCAACUCCAGCAAGUGCCGUCGUAAUCAUGUGAAGCAAUUCCAUGACUCCCAGCUCCGCUUCCCACUCCCCCAUCGUGUGGUGAAGUCACAAUACAAGAGCAAGAUCGUUGCCAAGCGCCCCAACACCUUCUUCUAGUCACCCUGACAUUUCGCUCGUGUGCCAAUAAAAACAGUCAAAAGGCCA
Sycon ciliatum is the source of this 670-nucleotide messenger RNA. RefSeq names its product large ribosomal subunit protein eL20-like. Gene Ontology annotation, biological process: translation. The coding region runs from base 92 to 622 and encodes 176 amino acids. NCBI's taxonomy places the organism in Eukaryota, Metazoa, Porifera, Calcarea, Leucosolenida, Sycettidae. Gene Ontology annotation, molecular function: structural constituent of ribosome. The transcript is spliced from 5 exons. The record is from RefSeq and is a predicted model, not a curated record. Gene Ontology annotation, cellular component: ribosome; cytosolic large ribosomal subunit.